AAUGUAUUUUCUAUAAAUGCAGGAUGUCCAACUACAAUGAAGACCUAUCACAAAUGAAUGUGUCUGUAGAGGAAAAGGACAAAUUAGUAGGAGAAGUAAUUCGAUAUGUCUUAUUCAAGAGUCAUCAAACCUCUGGUUGUCCUAUAAAGAGGGAGGAACUGACUCAAAUAAUAACUAAGAACUAUUCUCAGCGAUCCCUCCCAGCUCUGGUGAUAAAUGAGGCCAGAGAAAAGUUCUCUCAUAUUUUCGGGUAUGAGAUGAAAGAGCUCCUGCGCUCUCGACCUACCUCAAACAAGCAGGGCCGCAUGUCUCAGCAGAGUGGUGCAGAAUUAAAAUCAUAUGUUCUUGUGAGCCAGCUACCAUCUAAUAUUUUUAGCAAGUAUGUUGAGAACAAAGAGACAUCACAUGUAUCUGGUUUCACCUUUGUUGUGAUUGGCAUUGUGCAUCUGGCUGGUGGUAAAAUCUCUGAAGAAAAUCUCUGGCAUCAGUUAAAGCGAAUGGGAGUAAAUGACAGUGAUGAAGACCAUCCGUUCUUUGGAAGCACUAAGCAAACAUUGGAGGUACUUGUGCAGCAAAGAUAUUUACAGAAGGAGAAAGUUAGUGGCCCAGAUGGCAAUAGUGUGAUGUUUGAGCUUGCUGAACGAGCAUUAGAUGAGUCCAUCAGCAAUAAGUUGAAGGAUUACAUAGCUCAGAUUGUGAACAAGGACACUGCUGCACAAGCCGAUUGAUGUUUACCAUGGACAAAGGGACAGAGCCUAUCACUUGGCAUUGGCGACUGCAAAACAUUCUGAAAUCUAACCCAGAUACGAUCCAAUCAGUACCAUUUAAAGUUAACUUUAGUUGUAUGUAUAUGAUACGGUAACUCUUGCCUCCUUUUUGUUAUUCCAGAUAGUUUUAUUUGAUGGCUGAAAAGAGUAGAUCGUGAAACUUAACCGUAGAGUUUUCUGCGGAAAUUGACUUGGUUAUGAUGUCUAUUAUUCUGAUAAUAUCA
Molecule: messenger RNA, 991 nt
Organism: Asparagus officinalis (garden asparagus)
Lineage: Eukaryota; Viridiplantae; Streptophyta; Magnoliopsida; Asparagales; Asparagaceae
Product: non-structural maintenance of chromosomes element 3 homolog
Exons: 6
Coding region: 24-728 (234 amino acids)
Cellular component (GO): nucleus
Source: RefSeq, a predicted model, not a curated record